AUGGAAAGAUUGAUCAUGGAAAUGGCAGAGACUUUACGGCAGCAACAGCAGCAACCACAACCACAACUGCCACCACCAUCGGUACCUCCACCCGUGGUACAAGAUUUUCAUGCUGAGGACCGAACUAUCAUGCUUACGAGGGAAUUUAAGAAGAUGAAUCCAUCCUCAUUCAAGGGAGGAAUAAAACCGAUGAAAGCUGAAGCAUGGGUGUUGGGAAUAGAAAAGCUGUGCAAAGUAUUUGCUUGUACCGAAGCUCAUAAAGUGCAACUUGCUGCCUUCACUCUUGAAGACGAAGCAUGGAGGUGGUGGAUGCUUACGAGAACUGUGCAUCAAGGCUUAACAUGGGACAGAUUUUUGGAACUGUUUUAUGACAAGUACUUUCCUCAGAGUAUGCGAGACAAAAAGGUGACAGAAUUUGAAACCCUCAGGCAAGGAAACAAAAUCGUUGCGGAAUAUGAAGCCCAAUUUGCGGAACUAGCUCGACUACGGAAUGCCAUCCUUGACCAAGUCAACAAGUUGAAGCUACCCACCUAUGUUGAUGUGUUGGAAAGAGCUGUUAUAACAGAGGGAAACAUUGCUGCUCAGAAUUGGAUUUCCAAGUGGAAAGGGAAAAGGCAGAACAGUCAAUUGUCAAAAGAAUAUGGAAAGAAGCACCGUGAUACUUGUUAUCGGUUGUCUGGAGCAUGUUUUAGGUGUGGUAAAACUGGUCAUCUGGUAAAGGAUUGUCCUCAACAGAAUCAACAAAAUGGUAACAAGGCUGCUACAAGUUUAGCAGGGUCUACACCAGCUCCCAACACCAAGUCAGCUGCUAAGUCUGUUAACAAUAAAGACACUGCAAGACAAGGCAUGGUGUUUGCAUUGGUCCCGGAGGAUGUGCAAAAUGCUGCGACAGUGGUGUUAGGUACAUUUAUUGUUCAUGGUCAUUCUGCUCAUAUAUUGUUUGAUUCUAGCUCUACCCAUUCUUUUGUGUCAAAACUAUUUGAGCAAAAUUUAGAUGAAUCUGAGGAAGUAUUGUCUUAUAUGUUAUGUGUGUCUUCACCUUAG
Messenger RNA from Camellia sinensis, 1044 nucleotides. The record is from RefSeq and is a predicted model, not a curated record. Lineage: Eukaryota; Viridiplantae; Streptophyta; Magnoliopsida; Ericales; Theaceae.